Molecule: messenger RNA, 717 nt
Organism: Microthlaspi erraticum
Lineage: Eukaryota; Viridiplantae; Streptophyta; Magnoliopsida; Brassicales; Brassicaceae
Source: the annotation of a GenBank genome assembly
AUGGAUAGCAUGAGUGAGGCAUUUGAUCAAAUGCAAAUGGUCAAGGAUGUUCUAGCCAACAGUGAUAAAGUUUCAGAGGUCCUACAAGAGUCUACUCAUCAGUUCAACCUGCUUACUUCACCCACCUUCCUACCAAAGGUCAAGGAUCAAGGGAAAUUCACUCUCCCUUGCACACUUGGGCAUCUUGAGAUUGACAAUGCCUUAGUGGAUUCUGGAGCAAGCAUCAAUCUGAUCUCUCUCUCCAUGGCAGAGAAGCUAGGCAUUGCUGGAGCCUUGCAGCGCCCUACUACUUCAAUCAUGUUUGGAGAUGCAACUUCUAAGUCUCCUCUUGGAGUGUUCAAGAACUAUCACUUGAAAAUUGGAGAAUGCAUCAUCCAAACUGAUCUCACUGUGAUGGAAAUGGAAGAAGAGAAGGAUCUACCUCUGUUAUUGGGAACCCCAUUCCUUAGUACAGUUGGCGCUUCAAUAGACUUUCACAAGCAAGAAGUGAUCCUUCACAAGGUGAAUAGUUUGGUGUCAUAUCGCUUGCAGCCUAGAGGUUCAGACUUUUGUGCCACAAUUGACAGUACCACUCUCAGUUCUAAGAGUCAUGGAGCUACAAAGGUUGUGAAGGAAAGGUUGACAAAGAACCAAGAGUUGGGAAGGAUAAGGAUGAGAGAGGACCAAGGAUUGAGAAGCCACGUCUUGAGAGGGCUAGAGUUGAGAAACCACGUCUGA